Aspergillus ruber CBS 135680 is the source of this 336-nucleotide messenger RNA. RefSeq lists its product as uncharacterized. The annotation marks the transcript as partial. Lineage: Eukaryota; Fungi; Ascomycota; Eurotiomycetes; Eurotiales; Aspergillaceae. The transcript is spliced from 2 exons. The record is from RefSeq and is a predicted model, not a curated record.
CUCCAAACAUCCACGCAACAAGACUUCGAGAAAGAAAUCACCCUCAGCAGCUCCGUGGAUGGAACUUCCAACAAAGCCCAAGGACGGACUCGGAUUCUUCGCGCGUCGGAGGUGUUAUUAUCGUUAGCGGGGAGGUCUGUGAAUGAUGUGUUAGACGAAGAGCCGGGGAUUGAGAACUUCCAAGAGGCACUGCGCCUUUUUCCGCCAUUUCGAGAUGAUGAUGGGUUUAUGCUUGGGACGGUGGAGGUGAAGUGUCCGGAUUGCGAGGCUGUUUUUUCAUCUGCGUAUGUCCCUCUGCUGGUUAAGAGAGUGACGGAGCUGAUGAUUGGACAGUGA